AUGUCAGCCGCCGGCGCCUCUGAGCCUCCAGGGCAACAAGGGGCCAAGGGAACGCAUCUGUCGGCGAAUCUCCUCUCCAAUAAUCCCUUCCGAAACCGAGCUGCGUCUCCAUCGAACGCGGAAACUGGUGCAGCAGGUCUGUCGACUUCUCCGUUUGGCGACCCUGCUCCUCCCCGACCGCUUUCGCGCAAUCCCUUUCUUGACCAACCUCCUGCUGUGCGCUCGCCUGGCGUAACAUCGACGCAUUCCGACUCGCAGAGCUUGUCAGCGGAAGAUAUAUUUAAUUCUUUGACUCUAGACGAUAGCAAGCCUGUAAAUUUUCAGCCAUCAUCUCUACCAAACGCGAAGCGGCCUAUGGAGCGACGCGUACCACCUCCCCGUCCCGGCGAGAAGCCAGGUGCUCAGCCUGUACCCAAUAUGCAGAAGCACAGACCAACAAAGUCCCAAGAGGAGGCCCUCAAAGCAAGGAGGCACGCGCAAGGCUCACAGCCUGGAUCAUCGAGAUCUCCUCAAAGAAAGCCUCAACGCCGACCGCGACGCAACUCCGAAUCUUCGAUAAUGGACUUCGACAUCAAACACAUUACAGACGAAGAGCGGAAGAUGAUUGAAGAGAAGCGACGCGAAAAGGACAGGCUGCGGCGCGAGGGUCGUGAUGGAAAGGACAAGGGCCGAUCGGGUAGACCGAGCCGUCGGAUUGAUAUCAUUGACCAGCUCGAUGCGACAAGCAUAUACGGAACCGGGCUGUUCCAUCAUGACGGCCCCUUUGAUGCACUGAACCCCCACCGCAACCGGCAGAGCAGCCGCCGCGCCCCGAUGCAAGCAUUUCCGAAAGACUCGCUCAAUAACUCUCUUGGUGGCUCAGGUCCCCUAAACCAACAAGCAGAUCAUUCAACCUUCAUGGGGGAGACUGCCGAGGCAUUCAGAGACUUCGCAGCGGGUGCCCGAGCCAAGAAUGCCGCAAUUUUCAAUCCCGUAUCGCGGGGCGAUAUAAUUCACGGUGACGAAAGCCAUGGCCUCGGCACUUCAACCUUUUUGGAAGGGACCCCAGCCGCUCGGGCUGCUAUCGCUCGACGUCAAGCUGAGGAGGCUCAAGAGGCAACGACAGUGGGGAUACAGCGAAAGAAGUCUCUGGCGCACCGUAUUCGGCACAUGAACAAGGGUCCUCGUGAAUAUUCCGGUGCCGGACAGUAUUCUCCUGAAGCAAUGCCCUCCAGGCCCAUCGACGGCUCCGAGCCCAGUCAAGGCUACUUCUCCGAAUUCGGCAAGGGCGAAGACAGUAUAACGGUCAAGCGUCGAGAUGGCACUCUUUCGCCGGCCAGCCCGCCACCUGUUCCUAGACGUGGCUCUGGCGCAGCUCUUGAGAGGCGAGCCACAACAGAUGCUACCAGCCCGGCAGAGGAGACCUCCGCGAAACCAAACAGCCUUCUCGGAAGAAUGAAGAGCUUGAAGGGGCUGAAUUUCCGGCAUAUCGCCUUCUGGUCGCGGUGA
Akanthomyces muscarius is the source of this 1488-nucleotide messenger RNA. RefSeq lists its product as uncharacterized. The transcript is spliced from 6 exons. Gene Ontology annotation, cellular component: cytoplasm. The record is from RefSeq and is a predicted model, not a curated record. Lineage: Eukaryota; Fungi; Ascomycota; Sordariomycetes; Hypocreales; Cordycipitaceae. The coding region runs from base 1 to 1488 and encodes 495 amino acids.